Molecule: messenger RNA, 1578 nt
Organism: Drosophila hydei
Lineage: Eukaryota; Metazoa; Arthropoda; Insecta; Diptera; Drosophilidae
Product: Kv channel-interacting protein 1
Exons: 7
Coding region: 781-1401 (206 amino acids)
Molecular function (GO): calcium ion binding
Source: RefSeq, a predicted model, not a curated record
CACGCGUGUGCGCAUCGACUUGUUCCUUCCUAACGAAAUCGUCAACAGCGAACUGUUCCGCUAACGGAAACUGUGCUGCUUGGCGAGUAAAAAUGAGUGACAAGUUGGCAAAAACCAAAAAUGAACAAAAAUGUGCGCAACUAUGCAAAUAAAUUAAUAAGCCAAAGUCAUUACCAAAUUAAAAUAAGACACGCAAAAGCUUGAGGCAACCAGCCAGAAAAAAUAUAAAUAAAUAAAGGAAGAGUCAAAGCGAGAACCUUGUCAAGUGCGUUGCGUUGAGUCGAGUCGAGUGUGGAAAGUCAAGAGGUUCUGCGUUUGGAGUGUCGUUGCUGCUGGCAUGCUUUGGGGUUAGCUCGUCCAUCGUUCUCGUCCUCGUCCUCGUCCUCGUCCUCGUCGUCCUCGUCGUCAUCGCCACCAAAGGCAUCGAAGCGAUGCUUGCCUCAUUAGCGACUUAGCGCCCAAAAUCCCAUUGCUGCAUUAAGGUAAGGAAAGACGAAGCCGAAACUAAAACCAAAAACGCCUGAAACCAAAAAAUAAAAAUAAAAGGAAAAAACGAGCUGCUUACAAGGACAUACGUAAAAUGGCCCAACAGCCAGCGAAUUCAGUUAAUGACCUGGCUUUUAUGAGCGCAUAAAAGCGAAAUUGAUAUUAUGCUGAAGCUGCGGAGGCUAUAAAUAAACACAACAAAUUAAAAUUAAUAAGCAACUGAGCUUGCAUUGCAUAGCAACAACACAAGCAGCAGUCGCAUUCGCAUUCGCAUUAACAUUUGGAUUAACAACCAUGGCAUCUCCGCCGGAAAGCCCCAUCGAGGAGGUGGUCUAUGAGUUAGAACACACACGCGUGCCUAAACCCAUUCCGGUCGCUCUCGAGGACUUGUGCCGCCAAACCAAGUUCACCAAGCAGGAAAUUCGCGUCAUGUACAGAGGAUUUAAAACGGAAUGUCCGGAGGGCGUGGUGCACGAGGAUUGUUUUAAGGAUAUUUAUGCCAAAUUCUUUCCGCACGGCAAUUCCAGUUUAUAUGCUCAUUAUGUGUUCAAAGCCUUCGACGUUAACUGCAAUGGCGCCAUUAGUUUUCGGGAUUUAUUGGUUACUUUAUCCACUCUGUUACGCGGCUCCGUCUAUGAGCGCCUGCGCUGGACCUUCAAGUUGUACGACCUGAAUGGCGAUGGUCGCAUAAGUCGCGGGGAGCUCAGUGAAAUUGUUUUGGCCAUACACGAGCUAAUGGGCAGAAGACCUCACCAGCCAGAGGACGAUCGCAAGGCCAGAGAUCAGGUGGAUCGAGUCUUUCGCAAAUUGGAUUUGAAUCAGGAUGGCAUCAUAACGAUAGAAGAGUUUCUCGAGGCAUGCCUCAAGGACGAUUUGGUGACACGUUCGUUGCAGAUGUUCGACAAUGACCUUUGAUGACAAGAGGAGCCAGAGAUGCGGGAUACGAGGACUGUAAUACCGCUGAUAGAUCUAUAAAUUGUUUUUGGGCAGCACAUAGUUAAGUCCAGUCGCAAUAACAGCAGCGCGACAGAGCGAAAAGAAACAACAUAUUAGUAUUAAAUAUUAUUUUUAGGCAAUAAUAUCGAACGAACA